Giardia duodenalis is the source of this 384-nucleotide messenger RNA. RefSeq lists its product as uncharacterized. NCBI's taxonomy places the organism in Eukaryota, Fornicata, Diplomonadida, Hexamitidae. The transcript has a single exon. The record is from RefSeq and is a predicted model, not a curated record. Bases 1 to 384 code for a protein of 127 amino acids.
AUGCACGUUGAGGUUAGGGUCGGACAACCCGUGCCCGCCAGCCUCCAGAGUGCUUUCGAUAUUCAGAUACGGCCCGCCCCAAACCUGGGCCUGGCAGUAGAGCAGGCGGCCGAGAUCCAAAGCUUCCUGGAGUCUGCUCUCCCGCCGUGCGUGGCCAUGGAAGAGCUGCGAGGAUUCCAGACGGCGAUUACCGUCUACAUUAUGCUCGUAGACGACGCCUCUACGGAUGCGUUCGCAAACCUCCUGGGAAGCGUGCUGCGCGCACUCGAGCGGGCAGGAGUCCCCGUCCUGGGCAUCCCCGUCGCGCAGCCGCUCUGGGGGUCCUUCACAGCCCUGACGCUCCCCGGCACAGACCUAGUCGUCAGUGUCCAGCGCGGGAAGUGA